CAGCCCCUAGAAGAGAGAAGAGCUACAGAUUCUCCAUCCUCAGUCUCUGCAAAGGGACGGCUGUGCCAGCCGUGCUCGGGCAGGCUUCUGGCAGCAUGGCAGAGAAGCUCGGGGCCCUCCUGCUGGUCCUUGUCCUCAGCCUGGCACAGCCAGCCCCGGCCCGCCGGAAGCUCCUGGUGUUUCUGCUGGAUGGUUUUCGCUCUGACUACAUCAGUGAUGAGGCCCUGGAGUCCUUGCCUGGUUUCAGAGAGAUUGUGAGCAGGGGGGUAAAAGUGGACUACCUGACCCCAGACUUUCCCAGUCUCUCUUACCCCAAUUACUACAGCCUAAUGACUGGUCGCCACUGUGAGGUCCACCAGAUGAUCGGCAACUACAUGUGGGACCCCGCCACCAACAAGUCAUUUGACAUAGGGGUCAACAGAGACAGCCUGAUGCCUCUCUGGUGGAAUGGAUCAGAACCUCUGUGGAUCACUCUGACCAAGGCCAAAAGGAAGGUCUACAUGUACUACUGGCCAGGCUGUGAGGUUGAGAUUCUUGGUGUCAGACCUACUUACUGCCUAGAAUAUAAAAAUGUCCCAACGGAUGUCAAUUUUGCCAAUGCAGUCAGCGAUGCUCUUGACUUCUUCAAGAGCGGCCAGGCGGACCUGGUGGCCAUCUACCACGAGCGCAUCGAUGUGGAAGGGCACCACCACGGGCCCUCGUCGCCGCAGAGGAAAGAAGCCCUGAGGGCUGUGGACACCGUCCUGAAGUACAUGACCAAGUGGAUCCAGGAGCGGGAACUGCAGGACGACCUCAACGUCCUCAUCUUCUCAGAUCACGGGAUGACUGACAUUUUCUGGAUGGACAAAGUGAUUGAGCUGGAUAAGUACAUCAGCCUCCAUGACCUGCAGCAGGUGAAGGACCGAGGGCCAGUUGUGAGCCUGUGGCCGGCGCCCGGGAAGCAUUCUGAGAUAUAUAACAAGUUGAGAACUGUGGAGCACAUGACUGUCUACGAGAAGGAGGCCAUCCCGAGCAGGUUCUAUUACAAGAAAGGGAAAUUUGUCUCUCCUUUGACCUUAGUGGCCGAUGAAGGAUGGUUCAUAACUGAGAACCGAGAGACGCUUCCAUUCUGGAUGAACAGCACCGGCGAGCGGGGAGGCUGGCAGCGCGGAUGGCACGGAUACGACAACGAGCUCAGGGACAUGAGGGGCGUCUUCCUGGCCUUCGGACCCGAUUUCAAAUCCAACUUCCGAGCCGCUCCCAUCAGAUCCGUGGACGUCUACAACAUCAUGUGCAACGUGGCAGGUGUCGCCCCCCUGCCCAACAACGGGUCCUGGUCCCGGGUGACAUGCAUGCUGAAGGACCCGGCCAGCUCGGCCCUGGCUGCGCGGCCGGGCGCCUGCACGUUGGCCUUGGUCCUGUUGGCGCUGCUGUCCUGAACUCCUAGCGCAGCGUGUGCCCUGCCCCACGGGGGAGGCCUUGCCGUUUCCUAUUUCACUAAUAGCUCCGUCAAUUCAAUCAAGGCCAUACAAUUGCAGGUGUAUUAGUCUUGGAUGGUUCUA
Messenger RNA from Physeter macrocephalus (sperm whale), 1541 nucleotides. It is a transcript of the gene ENPP6, whose product is annotated as ectonucleotide pyrophosphatase/phosphodiesterase 6. The record is from RefSeq and is a predicted model, not a curated record. Lineage: Eukaryota; Metazoa; Chordata; Mammalia; Artiodactyla; Physeteridae. Gene Ontology annotation, cellular component: plasma membrane. Bases 96 to 1418 code for a protein of 440 amino acids. Gene Ontology annotation, biological process: choline metabolic process; lipid metabolic process. The transcript has 8 exons. Gene Ontology annotation, molecular function: glycerophosphodiester phosphodiesterase activity.